Messenger RNA from Neoarius graeffei (lesser salmon catfish), 672 nucleotides. RefSeq lists its product as uncharacterized. Bases 1 to 672 code for a protein of 223 amino acids. The transcript is spliced from 4 exons. Lineage: Eukaryota; Metazoa; Chordata; Actinopteri; Siluriformes; Ariidae. The record is from RefSeq and is a predicted model, not a curated record.
AUGUCCAGCGAGGCUGAAGAUGAGGAUGAUGACGACAUCAACAAUCAGGCAUCUCCAUCACCUCUGAGGCCUCCAUUGUCUAUACAGACCCCUGCACCCCCUGCUCCCACCCACGGGUCUUCAACCCCAAGACGAGACAUUCGGGAUAGCAUGUUUGUUCGCAUUUUGACCUUCCUUGAGGAGGUGAAAGACACACAGAGGAACCAUGGGAGGAUUCUCCAUGCACUUCUCCAAGAUCGACACAACAUUGCCAACCCUGUUUGUUCUACUCCAGAGGGUUUCCCCCUCAAGACGGUUAAUGAAGUCGACUGCAUGGAAGAAAAACUGGCAAACCCCACCUUCAUGUCAGAACUGAUUGCAGCUGUGGUGGACAUUGGAGGGGGCACUGUUGACGGGGCCACGAGAAGGAUGAUGGCGUUCCUCAUUGACCACAACCUAUCCAGACAGUACAACUUCGUGGGGAGAAAUGGCAAGAGAGGAUUCAAGCCCCUCAAGCUGUUUGAAGUAAUUUAUGGAGCCUUGAAGAAGAAUGCAAUGACCAGUCAGAUCACCAGAAAGGACGCAGAGAAGGCGGUCUCGAAGUGGCUGAUUGGUGCUAGGGACCGGGGGGGGGGGGGGGGGGGCAAUCGACAGGCCCGUCAGGCCAGAGAGGCAGCCCCUCAGGAAAUUUAA